Molecule: messenger RNA, 2110 nt
Organism: Ailuropoda melanoleuca (giant panda)
Lineage: Eukaryota; Metazoa; Chordata; Mammalia; Carnivora; Ursidae
Gene: CFI
Product: complement factor I
Exons: 14
Coding region: 33-1994 (653 amino acids)
Biological process (GO): proteolysis
Cellular component (GO): membrane
Molecular function (GO): serine-type endopeptidase activity; protein binding
Source: RefSeq, a predicted model, not a curated record
ACAAAGCUCUUUAGGAGACUUGCUCUUUCUAAAUGUUUUUUCAAAGGUUAAAAAUUAAAUUUCAAAAGAAUACCCAGGCUGGAGAAGAGAGACAGACACUGAGAGUCUCCAACAUGAAGCUUGCUCAUGUUAUUUUGUUAUAUUUGUGCUUCUGCAUAAGUUUUUGCAAGGAUACAGAUGAAAAACAAAAACGACGGACAAAGACAACACAGCUUUCUUUGGUAUCAAACACACCUCAAAAGGAUCUGGUAGACAAAAAGUGCUUAACUGAAAAACACACACAUCUCUCCUGCAAGAAAGUCUUCUGCCAACCAUGGCAGAAAUGCAUCGAUGGGACCUGUAUUUGUAAACUUCCUUAUCAGUGCCCAAAGAAUGGCACCUUAGUGUGUUCAACUAACGGGAAAACCUACUCAACUUACUGUCAGCAGAAGAGUUUUGAAUGUCUUCGUCCGGGGGCAAAGUUUUUAAAUAAGGGAGCAUGCAGAGCUGAAGCACAAUUUAAUGUUUCCAUAAAGCAUGGAAAUACCACUUCGGAAGGAAUUGUUGAAGUAAAACUUGUAGAACAAGAUAAGAAAAUGUUCAUAUGUAAAAAACCCUGGAGCAUGGCGGAGGCUAAUGUGGCCUGUCUUGACCUUGGAUUUCAACAAGGUGCUUAUGAUAUUCAGAAACAGUUUGAGAUUCCUGAAAAUCUCUCUAUGAAUUCCACUGAAUGUCUCCAAGUGCAUUGUCGAGGAUUAGAGACGAGUUUGGCUGAAUGUACUUUUACUAAGAGAAGAACUAAAAAUGACCAGGAUUUCGCUGGUGUGGUUUGCUACACACAGAAUGCAGACGUCACCUACAACUCUGUAAAUAAAUUUCACGGAGAAAAUUCCCAAUUUACAGCUCCUCCAGUGAAUAACUCCUUUCACUGCGUGAAUGGGAAAUACAUUCCUCAAAAGAGAGCCUGUAAUGGUAUCAAUGAUUGUGGAGACCAGAGUGACGAACUGUGCUGCACAGGAUGCCAAGGCAAAAGUUUCUUCUGUAAAUCUGGUGUUUGUAUUCCAAGCAAAUAUAAGUGCAAUGGUGAGGUGGAUUGCAUUACAGGAGAAGAUGAAAUUGGUUGUGAAGGAACUAGACAUCCUGAAAUUAAAGGCCAUCAUGAAAUUAAAGAAAAAACAGAAUUUUUGACUGCUAAUAUGGAUGAAGAAAGAAAAUGGAUAAAGUCAUUUCUCCCUAAAGUGUCCUGUGGAGUUAAAAACAGCGUGCCCAUUCGAAGGAAACGAGUCAUAGGAGGAAAGCCAGCAUACAUGGGAGACUUCCCAUGGCAGGUGGCAAUUAAGGAAAAUGAGAGAAUCAAAUGUGGAGGAAUUUAUAUCGGAGGGUGUUGGAUUGUAACUGCUGCACACUGUGUCAGUGUCAGUAAAAUGUACCAUUACCAAAUAUGGGCAUCAUUCCUAAACACGUUAACACCUGACGGCGAUGUGAUUGUUCACUUAGUAAAGCAAAUUUUUAUUCAUGAAAAGUACAACGGAAGCACCUAUGAAAAUGACAUAGCUUUGAUUGAAUUGAAAAAACACUCAAACAAGAAAGACUGUGAGCUGACUAAUUCCAUCCCUGUCUGUGUUCCCUGGUCUUCAUAUCUAUUCCAACCUAACGACAAAUGCACUGUUUCUGGCUGGGGUCGAGAAAAAGAUAACCAAAAAGUCCAUUUACUUCAGUGGGGUGAAGUUACCCUAAUCAACAACUGCUCCAGGUAUUAUCCCGGUCGCUAUUUUGAAAAAGAAAUGGACUGCGCAGGUACAGAUGACGGUUCCAUCGAUGCCUGUAAAGGGGACUCCGGGGGUCCCUUAGUCUGUAAGGAUGUCAACAAUGUGACUUAUGUUUGGGGUGUUGUGAGUUGGGGUGAAAACUGCGGAAGACCAGAGUACCCAGGUGUCUACACCAAAGUGGCCAAUUAUUUUGACUGGAUUAGCCACCACGUGGGAAGGUCUCUUAUUUCUCAGUACAAUGUAUAAAAUUGUGAUCUCUCUCUUCUGCUCUUUUUCUUUUGGUAGUUGGAUUUUAGUUGAAAUGAUACUGCAUGAUUAGUACUUCUCUCGGAAAAAAAUAAUAAAGCACGUUUUAUUGGAUA